AUGGCGACGUUGACGGAAGACUUCCCGACGGAAAUUCUGUUGAGGUUGUCGGUGAUGGAUGUGAUGCGAUUGAAGAGCGUGUGUAAGUCAUGGAAUUCCUUAAUCAAAAGCUCUUCCUUCAUCUCCAAAUACAACAACAAGAGUGAUAAUGAUAAUAAUGAUGAUGAUGAACCCUUUAUCGUCAUCGUCAAUUGUGAUGGAACUCUCAUACUUUCUUCUUACAAUGAUCUCCUCAAGCACCACCGGAGUCAUCAGAAUCAGCCUCAGAAUCCUUACACAACUUACCGGAAUUUGAAUUUUCGAUGGGUUUGCUGCUGCGACGGUGGCCUGAUGCUUGGGGGAGUUGGAUAUUCAGAAGUUCGUGGAAUCGGGUUCGAUUCCAAGAACAAUGAGUACAAGCCCUUCUUCGCUCGCAUGGUUUACUUAGAGAACAUGACGACAAUGGAGAUUGACAUGUUCAGCUCCAAAAUGAACCAGUGGAGGAAACUGAUCGUAGAACAAACGGAGGUGACUCCGCUGGAAUAUUUGGAUGGGGAGCUGAAAGGGUUGUCUAUGCCAAUGGGAUUCCGCACUGGAUAG
Messenger RNA from Ziziphus jujuba (common jujube), 579 nucleotides. RefSeq names its product putative F-box protein At5g52610. The transcript is spliced from 2 exons. Bases 1 to 579 code for a protein of 192 amino acids. NCBI's taxonomy places the organism in Eukaryota, Viridiplantae, Streptophyta, Magnoliopsida, Rosales, Rhamnaceae. Gene Ontology annotation, molecular function: protein binding. The record is from RefSeq and is a predicted model, not a curated record.